This is a messenger RNA of Ruditapes philippinarum (Manila clam), 1337 nucleotides long. RefSeq names its product GTP-binding protein 10-like. Gene Ontology annotation, cellular component: mitochondrion. The record is from RefSeq and is a predicted model, not a curated record. The coding region runs from base 74 to 1273 and encodes 399 amino acids. Gene Ontology annotation, molecular function: GTP binding; GTPase activity. The transcript is spliced from 9 exons. Lineage: Eukaryota; Metazoa; Mollusca; Bivalvia; Venerida; Veneridae.
AAAUCCAAUUAUUUUACUCGAGUUACACAGACGAUAUGCUACAUGUAAUCAAGCGUCUAAGCGUCAUUACAAAAUGCAGAAAAGUUGUCUUCUUUGCAUGUGUAAAUCAUUAGCUUUAAAUCAAUUUCGGUCAGCUAAAAACUUACCCAAAAAAAGAACGGUUCGAUUUUUUGAUAGCCUUAGGAUACAUGUAAGAGGAGGUGCUGGAGGACAGGGGUUUCAAAGAUAUGGCGGUAUUGGUGGGAAAGGAGGGGAUGUUAUUGUUAGAGCAUCCAAGAAGGUCAAGUUAAAAGAACUUCCUGAGUUAAAUCCUGCACAAAGAUACACUGCACAGACUGGAAGUGACAGCUCGAAGAGAUUAUUGCUAGGCCCUCCUGGUGAGGAUGAGAUAAUACCAGUCCCUGUAGGUGUUACUGUAGCCACUGAUGAAGGACGUAUUAUAGGUGACCUUAAUGAAGAAGGACAAGAAGUUAUUGUUGCACAUGGAGGAGAACCUGGAGGUCCGGGAAAUAACUACCAUGGAAAGAAGGGCGAGGCUCUUUCAGUUAAAUUAGAUCUAAAACUGAUUGCUGAUAUUGGAUUAGUUGGAUUCCCAAAUGCUGGAAAGUCAACAUUUUUAUCUGCUAUAUCAAGAGCUUCACCAAAAAUUGCAGAAUACCCAUUUACUACUAUCAGACCACAAAUAGGUGUCAUGGAAUUUCCUGACUUUAGAAAGAUUACUGUAGCAGAUUUACCAGGACUAAUUGAAGGUGCACAUGUUAAUUUUGGUAUGGGACAUAAAUUCUUGAAGCAUGUAGAGAGAACGAAGCUAUUACUAUUUAUGGUUGAUAUUAACGGUUUCCAGCUCAGCCAUAACUAUCCCAAGAGAACGGCUUUUGAAACCAUUUUACUUUUGAAUAAGGAGCUUGAAUUGUUCAACAGUGAUUUACUUAAGAAGCCAGCAGUGUUGGCUCUAAAUAAGAUAGAUACUGACAAAGAUGGUACACUCACUGAUAGUAUUGUUGACCAGAUCCAAAAUAUACCAGAAUCUUUAUCAGGGGUAGAUGAGGCACUUCACCCAGAAACAUUGAUAAAGUUUGAUGAGAUAUAUAAGAUAUCUACAAUGUUUGAUUUAAAUACACUGAUUAUGAAAAAACACUUACGGAAAUGGCUAGACAUCUGUGAUCAAUAUAAUCAGGAGGGAACUUCUCAGUUGUCAUCGUUAGAAAAAGCCAGCAUUACUAAACUAGAGAGGAUUUUAGGAAGAGAACAAAAUAAAAAUAAAAUGGUUUGAUACAUGAUUGAAUGUUUCGUUUAUUGUUAAUGAAAAAAAUAAAAAAAUGUUACUAAAACAACAA